Molecule: messenger RNA, 3383 nt
Organism: Nasonia vitripennis (jewel wasp)
Lineage: Eukaryota; Metazoa; Arthropoda; Insecta; Hymenoptera; Pteromalidae
Product: nicalin-1
Exons: 7
Coding region: 150-1820 (556 amino acids)
Biological process (GO): regulation of signal transduction
Cellular component (GO): endoplasmic reticulum membrane
Source: RefSeq, a predicted model, not a curated record
GCGGCGCAAGCAUAUCAAGGGGACGACGAGGGAGUGGAGAGGAUAGAAUAGUGGUGUCGUGUCGUCUUGCUCAUCGCCAGCAGCGGCCCUUUCCACGAUCGGGCGACGUUUGUUAUCCUCGCCAUUCUUGACACAAAGUCGACGUAGCCAUGUGGGUCGAGGAGUGCGACAGCUUCGCCGAGCUCUGCCGCGGAUAUCUGCCCUAUUACCUCCUCAUCGUGCUGCCGAUUUUCAUAAUAAUAUCGCCAGCUAAUCCCGUCGCCGCGUCUCACGAGUUCCCUGCCUUCCGCAUGAGCCAGUAUGACUUGCACGGUGUGCCUCACGGUUGCCGUAGUGCUCCAAUUUCCUUGGAGGCAAGAUCACUGACCGGAUGGAGUACAUCUAGACACUGUAUUGUGGCAAGGGCUCUAGACCUCACUCCAGAAACUUUUCAGUCGAUUCGGCAAAAAGCUGGAGCACUGAUCGUAGUUCUGCCAGAAAAUAUCAAUAAGCUCACUCAUGAAGAGAAGCAGCAUAUUAUGGCUCUGGAAGAAUCUAUGAUCUAUGGACCUGAAACUCCAAUUCCUGUGUACUUUACUCAGUGGAAUCCAGAGCUCCAAGUGAUUUUGGAAGAUGUCGAGCAUGGUUUUAUAACCGAUGAAAAAGCUGGAUCUGCUGCAGAAGCCUUGUUCAAUUCCAUCUCGGCUAGCGGAUAUCAAGUGGUUGUAUCCACUGGCCAAGCUGUUGCUAAGACUGAUGUAAAAGUGGCAACUCUACAAGGAAAACUGACAGGAACUGGAGCUGAAGACAAAUUGCCAACAAUUGCUGUGGUCGCUCAUUACGAUAGCACUGGUGUAGCAACGGAAUUGUCAUUUGGAGCAGAGAGCAACGCUUCUGGAUUGGCAAUGUUGCUAGAGCUUGCCAGGCUAUUUUCAGUGCUUUAUUCUAUAGGAAGAUCGCGACCGCGACACAAUUUAGUUUUCAUUGUAACAGGUGCAGGAAAACUCAAUUUCCAGGGAAGCAAGAAGUGGCUUGAGGAUCAACUUGAUGGACUUGAAGGAUCUGUAAUUCAAGAUGCAUCGUACGUGAUCUGUCUGGACUCUGUAUCAUCAAGUGACAAUCUUUACGUACACGUUUCCAAACCUCCAAAAGAGACAUCCGCUGGCGGUUUGUUCUUUAAGGAGCUUAAAGCUGCAUCUGACGGUCUGGGAUACGGCAGUAACGUUGAGGGUGUUCACAAGAAAAUCAACCUGGCUGAAGAAAGCCUCGCCUGGGAACACGAGCGCUACAGCAUACGAAGGUUGCCGGCAGCAACUUUAUCGAGUUUAAAGAGUCACGAAGAUCCCUUGAGAAAUACUAUAUUGGAUACAAUGCAAGAGGGACAGAUAGACAGGCUGCACAAGCACACAAGUAUCGUCGCCGAGGCGCUUGCCAGGCAUAUGUACAAUAUAAGCUAUAGUCAGAUAUUCGCUGAGCCAUUGAGCGUUUCCAAAGAUUCCCUGAAGAUGUGGAUGGAUUUCUUGGCCUCGCAGCCCAGAUCCGCUCCGCUGCUUGCCGACAAGCACAACCCCUUAGUCAAUACCCUUAAGGAAGCAUUGCAAAAGUACCUUGGAGACGUGAAAAUGACACUUCACACUCCGGACAAGCGUGAUCCUGAAUUUGUUUUCUACGAUGUUACGAAAGCGUCGUUAAACGUUUACAGUGUCAAACCAGCAGUAUUUGAUCUCUUUUUAACGAUUGCGAUCGUUUUGUACUUGGGAGCAGUGUACUUAGUAGUGCACAAUUUUCCUCACGUCUACAACUUAGCAACUCGAAUGUCGUCCAGGUCAAAGAUGUCAUAAACUCUUUAACCUCAGUGAUGCUUUUGCCGGAGAUGAAUACGUAAAAGAAAGAAAAACAAUUGUGACGGUUAUCUAAACGUUAAGAAUAUCUGUUAAAAACUUAUCUUAUCACUUGGAUUGAUUUUCUCGAAAGACGAUAUCUCUUUGCUCCUGCUUCUUUGAGAACCGCGGGGUACCAUUUAUCUAAUUAUGCGUUUUCAUUGUGAAAUAACACAGUUGACUCUGUGAUCGAGAUCUUGCCGAUCUCCAAAUCUUUUCUAUGAGUUUGAAAUACUUUAAUAGUCGACAGAGCUACACACAUUUAUGAGAUAUGAGAGAGUUUACAAUCGGUAGUCCUUGCUAAAGAUUCUUCGUCUGUUACUUAUCAUAUCAAUUUUAUGAAUUUUAUGAUAGCCGACGAAUAGUCUUCUUAAGUGUAAUUAGUAUCUAUUAAUUAUAUUAAAGUUAAAAUAAAAAAAACUAUUUUGCAUGCAUUUUCAUAGUUAAAAUCAUUAUUUGCUAAAAAAUAACGUAAGCUAUGCAUGAAAUAGAAUAUUUAAAAUUGUUCGUUAUUACUACAAACGUAAGAAAAAUAUUAUAUCCAAGAACAAUUUUUUACCAUAAAAAGUGUUUGCAACUUUACUAUCAAGGAACUAUCUAGGGCAGUUUAUAAAAAGUUUUUAACGAUCAAUAAAGAGUUCUACUCGUGCAAGGUUUAUUAUUAAUAUGUAUAGACAUUAUACAAAACUAUACUCGUAAUUAUUUAUUAUAAGUAUAUUGAAUCAAAGUUGAUAGUCAACAUGAUUACCAAAAUUAGAUUUCUAUGAUUAAGAUAAGCAUUUAUUAGAAAAAAGUUAUUUCUACAUAUUGAAAUUGAUGCAAGGACUACUUUAAACGAAUCAUAUGUAUAUCGAUGAAAUUUUCUCAAUAGAUUUUCUACAUUCAGCUACGUUAAAAAAGUUAAAAUUUUGAAAACGUUGCUGACGAUUUUAAUUCGGUGAAUUCUCUAAGGACGUAACGUUAAACGCGCUGUGAAUGAGAAAAUUUGAUCGAUAGGAAAAUAAUCCUUAAUAAUGUUUGCGAGGGUAAUGUGUUUGACUUAUAUCGUAAAGACUACGUCCUAAUAGACGCCGGAUGUCGCUGAACGAGCUGCUAGUUUACCACAUUGUAAUAAUUACUGUACAAUAAUAUGCUUGGUCUGAUAACCAAUGAGACAAAUGAGACUUGAAAGCAAUUUUGAAAUAUGUAUCUACGUAUAUAUGUAAUGUUAAUACUGCGAAUAAUGUACAUCUAUCUCUCGUGCGCUCACUUCGUACAUAAGGGGUCAGCUUUCCGCUACACUGUGGCUCAGGUCAAGACUUUUUAAGGUAAACCUGUCGAUUUGGGAAAGCUGUUCUUUCUUCUCCUUUUUACAAAGAUCGAUAAUGGAACAUUGCAUAAAACGAUAUCAUUCGGCAAGACUGACGAAGUGGGUCAAUUAUUUUCUUUUUUUUCAGUAGCUGCGGAGUCGUUAGUGAAUCGAGCGAUCAAAGAUAUAAGUAUAGAUGUAUUAUACGAUUUGAAUAAAUGCGAAUAUAAAGUAAA